GAAAAUUUUGAAUGAAUUCAAUGAACAAAUAUAAUUUUGAACAUAAAGAGAAAAAUUCCCGUUACACAAAGCAUGAUUAUUUGACUUUAUAUGGAUCCUUAAUAUGAUAUGAGUGUAAAUUUGCUUAGUGGAUAAUGAUUAUCAUCAAAUACUUAUGAUGAAUAUACACUAGGAACUUAUUAAAAUUCUACAUUAGAUUGAUUUUAUUUGUUUAAAAACAUGACAACUUAACAUCAUGUAUAUUCUAUGUAAAGGUUGGAUAAUUGUAAUAUUGAUAUGUUCAUUUAUUUGGAGAGCAAAUACAUAUAAAGCAGAACAAAUUAUACGUCGCGGUCCUGGUCAAGAUCCACAAUGUGCAGACCCUUUAAUUAAUUCAGUUGAUAAAUUUCCAGAUACUUCAUUUUCAUCUAGUAGUGUUUGGAAGAACGCCACUGAUUUCCAGCCAUUUCGAGCUAGGUUAACAGAAGUUUAUGGAAGUAAUGAACAUACAAGUGGUUAUGCAUGGUGUCCAAAUACACAUGUAGAGGAUGGUUUACGUGAAUGGAUUCAAGCAGAAUUUUCACAUUUAGUCAUUAUUAGUGUUAUAUUUACAGCUGGACGUGGUGAUGGAAAUGUAAAAGAAUAUAUGCCAAAUUUUGUUUUACGAUAUCAACGGGAAGAUAAUGGUGUGUGGUAUGAACAUGUAAAAACUGAUGGUACACGAGUCCUCAAAGCUAAUAAUGAUCCACGAAAUAUUGCUAGAACUACACUUGAUUCAGUGGUUAUCGCUAAACGUAUCCGUAUCUACCCUUAUAGUCAUCGAUCAAAACAACAAGUUUGCUUACGAUUUGCAUUGUAUGGAUGUGAUUUCCCAGAUGGUGUCAUAUCUUAUUCAAUGCCACAAGGUGAUACUAUCACAUAUGGUCAACAAUUAUUAUUCGGUUCACCUUAUUCUACUAUUCCACAAAAUUUUCAAGAUUUAACUUAUGAUGGUCAAUUGAUUGAAUUAGAAAAUCAAUUAGUCGGUGGAAUAGGUCAAUUAAUGGAUAAUAUUGCUUAUUUAGGCAAUGUUACUCAACAUUCAGAUUCUCAUCCAGCUCAACCUGGUUUUCAUUUUAUUGGUUGGAAUGUUCCAAAUAAGAAUUUACGCAUUGUUUUUAAAUUUGAUGAAGUUCGAACUUUUAUUUGGUUACGUAUAUUCACAUUCGACUCUGUCCCAUUGAAAUCACGUGUAUUUUCACAAGCUAUCGUUGAAUUCAGUAUGGAUGGAAAGAAUUUUGAUAAAUCCAUUGAAAUUUCAACAAAUCAUGCUCGUCUAAUUGAUCCAAGUCAAAUUAAUCCAACACGAUUGUCUAUAUCUGAUAAUGAUAUACAAUCGUCAUCAUCAUUAUCUAGAUUAAAAAGAACAUCAAAUUCAAUGCACAAUGAAUUAAUUCAAGACACUAUAAUUUAUAAUAAUCAUGAAUGGGAUGGUGCAUUAGUAGUACAAAUCCCAUUAGCCAGUUAUAGAGCGCGUUAUGUUAGUUUGACUUUAACAUCAACUGACUCAUGGAUUUUAUUAUCUGAAGUACAAUUUAAUUCAACUAUUGUACAGCCUAAAUCUCUACUACCGUUAUUAUCCAAUGAAGAGAUUAAUAAUAAUAAUAAAUCAAUGAAAAAACCACCCGAUGAUGAUACUUCUAAUCAUUUAGAUAAUUCUCAGAAGAAAUUAUUCAAUACAGAUGAAAAUUCAUUUCGUGCUUCACCAAGAAUAGGGUAUCAUUCAGAAAUGUUAACUAAACAAGAUAUAAGAAACUCUAAUAAACCUAUGAAUCCAGAAAUUCAUUCACCAAUGAGUGUAGGCAACGAGAAGUCACUUACAUCAAAUCAUGAAAUUCGUUCAGCUGAAGAGAAUCUUGGUAAUCAUAAUGAAAAUUAUUAUUCUGCAUCUUCUUCAUCAUCAUCAUCACUGUCAGCAUCAUCAUCACAAUUAUCUCAAAUUAUUGUCAUUGUAUCUUAUGUACUAGGUGCUAUACUUUGUUUAUUCAUCUUGCUAGCUAUAAUAAUUAUUAUACAGAGAAAAUGUAAACAUUAUUUACAUUUUAAACAUCAAUGUUGUAAACAAUUAACAGUUGAAACAACAGGAAUUUCACCUAAUCAAUCCGGUGGAUUUUAUUCACCACUUUCUUUAAUUGGUACAUGUGGAAGUACUAAUCAUCAUCCUCAUGGAGUGAAUAGUUUAUUAAAUUAUAAUGUUGUAAAUACAAUGAAUAUUCCAGAAGCUGCAAAACUUUUACAAUCUUUGUCUACACUAUCACCUAAUACAAGAACAACGUUAACAACUACAACAACAGAUAAUUUUGUACAUAAUAAUAAUAAUAAUUGUUUAUCGAAUAAUGGUGGGAAUGUUGGCGGUGUCGGCGUCAAUCAUACUGUUCUACAUCAUCCAAAUAACAUAUUACAAUAUACUAUGAAUAAUAAUAGUAAUACUUUAGCCACAGAAAGUAAUUCAGUCAUUGUAAAUAAUAACAAUAAUAGGUUAUUCAGUACAGCAUGUGCUAAUAGUAUUGGUGGGAUCGGGGAUGGUCGUAUAAGUAAAUUAGAUUAUGCAUCUACAAUUGGUCAACCAUUACCACCUCCACCUCCCCCCACACUUCCAAAUGGUUUAUUACUACCUUGUAUACCUCAAACUGGUGUUGUCGGUGGUACUGGUAUGAAUCAUCAUAAUCAUCCUGGAACAACUGAUCAGCAUCACCAUCAAAUCACUGAACAACCAACAAGUAUGUAUAUGCAAACCAAUGCUGCUAAUCGAUUGGUUGGAAAUGAUUUGAAUAGUUUAAAUGGAAUGAGUCCUGAAUAUGCCAGUGCAUCUAUAUUCGGCUUUACACCACCACCAUCGGAUCUAUCAGAUGGAGCAUCUAUUCAUUGUGGAGAGAACAACAAUAAUGGUAAUAAUAAUAUUCCAUCGAAUUAUUAUCGUCCAAUUAUUUCAAGACUUGGUAAUAAUCAACAUUAUCCAACAUCUGGUUUGAUGCCUAAUUUAAAUUCCAAUUACAAUGGACCUCUUAGUACAUUAUCGAAUACAGGAGGGCCAACUUAUGAAUUGCAUACAAAAAUGCAUAUUUUACCUAACGACACUAUAAAUAAUAAUAAUAAUAGUAAUAAUAAUAUUAAUAAUAAUGAGCAAUUUUAUUCAUCAACUGUAAAUCAACCAAAUGCAACAGGAUUUUUAUUUCUUCCACGUUCACAAAUUGGAAAUGUUGGGGGAGGUGGAGGCGGCACUAUGAUGAAUCGAAUAUCGUUUGCUACUAAUCAAUUUCCACAAUUGAAUCAUACUAAUAUUCCUAGCAAUAAUGGAUUUAUAUCUGUAACAAGUGGAGAUUUAUAUAAUAUCUAUCAAACAACUGGGAUAAAUCUACCAAUUCAAUCAAAUUUACAGACCUCUCUACAACAACAACAACAACAACAACAAAUGUACUGUCAACAACAGCCAACUGAAUAUAAGUUUAUUAAACAAUCUGAUGAUAAUACAACAUGGCAAUUAUCAUCAACAUUAUCGAAUAAUCGACAAUCAAUUAUUAUCAAUUCGACACCUCAACAGAUAUCACCAUUUACCGAACAAUGUUUAAAUAAUUUAGAUUCUUCAUGGACCGGUACUGUAAAUAGUAAUAAUAAUGAUAAUAAUUCUCAUAGAAUAACAAAUAUGACAGAUACAAAUAUAAUGGGUACAUUGAAAGCUAACUAUUUCCUCCCUAUUAUGAAUACUUCAACUACACUAAAUAAUAAUAAUGAUAAUAAUAAUCCUAAACACGAUGAACAACAAAUUGCACAAUCAUAUUUUCUUGCAAAUCAUCAACAAGGGAAACAACAACAAAUUACUUAUCCUUCGUUUCCUCCUCCACCGCCACGAAUACUUACUUCAAUAAAUUCAGGGAUAUUGUCAACUACAUCACCAUCAACAACAAUAUCAACAACCAUUACAUCACCGAUAUCAUCAAAUGAACUAAAUUUUUCUCGUAGUAGUCCAGUAGGUGCAACAGAGGCAAUAACAACAAUAUCGACAGAAUCUGGAGCUACGAAUGGAAAUGGUGGGGGUGGUUGUUAUACCAUGAUUGAUUGA
Messenger RNA from Schistosoma haematobium, 4078 nucleotides. Its product is annotated as DNA damage responsive protein. Bases 236 to 4078 code for a protein of 1280 amino acids. NCBI's taxonomy places the organism in Eukaryota, Metazoa, Platyhelminthes, Trematoda, Strigeidida, Schistosomatidae. The record is from RefSeq and is a predicted model, not a curated record. The transcript is spliced from 11 exons.